Messenger RNA from Enterobius vermicularis (human pinworm), 441 nucleotides. The record is from the annotation of a GenBank genome assembly. NCBI's taxonomy places the organism in Eukaryota, Metazoa, Nematoda, Chromadorea, Rhabditida, Oxyuridae.
AUGAAGCAUUAUUGCUUAUUUUUGUUAAUAGUUACUGCUGUUCGUGCCUGGUCGCUUGGCCACGGCAGCAGCGAUUCCAAGGAAGUGGCAAAUAUGGAACCAAAAAUUGACGGUCAACCGCAAUAUUGGGCAUCGGGACAUCGUCCGUAUUUCCGUAUUGGCCGUAGCGCUUACAGAGGUAGAGAACUAUUUGGUAAACGUGGUGGAAGCUCAACAGUUUCACCACAGAAUCGUUACCAAAAUUUGAUGGAAAUUCUGAAUCAGGUACGUGCAAACAAUGGUUUACUGAUGUUGCCAAACGAUGAUACCGAGGUUAAUCGUCUGGUUUCGGAACCAGACUUUUGGGCACGUCUCAACGAGUAUUACUAUUACCUCUAUGGGCCAGAAUCGUUCCAACGUGAGAGACGGCGACGUCGUACACAGCGUGAAUUAUUUGGCUAA